AUGGCGAGACCCCAGGUUUACUUUGAUAUCUCCAUCGGCGGCCAGCCCACCGGCCGCCUCACCUUUGAGCUCUUCAGCGACAUUGUCCCCAAGACGGCCGAGAACUUCCGCGCCCUGGCCACUGGCGAGCAGGGCUACGGCUACGCCGGUUCCGGCUUCCACCGCGUCAUCAACGGCUUUAUGGCCCAGGGCGGUGACUUCACCAAGCACAACGGUACUGGCGGCAGGUCCAUCUACGGUGACAAGUUUGCCGACGAGAACUUCCAGGCCAAGCACACCAAGCGUGGCCAGCUCUCCAUGGCCAAUGCCGGCCCGGGCACCAAUGGCUCCCAGUUCUUCAUCACCUUUGAUGCCACCCCUCACCUCAACGGCAAGCACGUUGUCUUCGGCGAGAUUGUCGGCGCCGAGUCCGCGUCAGUCCUUGACAAGAUUGAGCGGAACCCGACCGAGCGCAAUGACAAGCCCGUCAAGGCGGUCAAGAUCGAGGCGUCUGGCCAGCUCUAA
Molecule: messenger RNA, 504 nt
Organism: Microdochium trichocladiopsis
Lineage: Eukaryota; Fungi; Ascomycota; Sordariomycetes; Xylariales; Microdochiaceae
Product: peptidyl-prolyl cis-trans isomerase
Exons: 2
Coding region: 1-504 (167 amino acids)
Biological process (GO): protein folding; protein peptidyl-prolyl isomerization
Molecular function (GO): peptidyl-prolyl cis-trans isomerase activity
Source: RefSeq, a predicted model, not a curated record